CGAAGGUUGUCGUCUGGCAACUGCUAGAUAGCGAGCGCCGAGCAGGCGUUAUCCGUUCCUUCAUCUUCUGAACUCAACUCUAUCAAUCGCAAGAACUGCAAGGAGGAAGACGAAGAAGCAGCAGCAGCUGGCCAGCAGCAUUACAGCAGAGCGAAAAUGGCAGCCACAGCUGCAAUUCAAGCCUCCAUGGCUUCUCUUUCGAUAUCCUCAAGCUCCUUCUUCGGCGACCGCCUCUCGUUUCCGUGUACCUUCUCCCCUUUAACUGUCAAGUCGCCGGAGAAGCCAUGUCUCAUUGUUGUAAAGCUAAAACGAUGGGAGCGGAAGGAGUGCAAACCAAACAGCCUUCCAAUUUUGCACAAGAUGCAUGUCAAGGUGGGAGAUACGGUGAAAGUGAUUGCGGGAGACGAUAAAGGGAAAGUUGGAGAGAUUACAAAGAUCUUCAGGCACAACAGCACUGUGGUCGUCAAAGAUAUCAACUUAAAGACGAAGCAUAUGAAGAGCAGAGAACAGGAUGAACCUGGCCAAAUCAUUAAGAUUGAAGCACCCCUUCACAGCUCAAACGUAAUGCUGUACUCAAAAGACCAGAACGUGGCGAGCCGGGUGGGCCACAAGGUGCUGGAUGAUGGGACGCGAGUCCGGUACUUGAUCAAGACAGGUGAGAUCAUCGAUACUGCAGAGAACUGGAAGAAACUGAAGGAAGCGGGCCAGAAGGGCGAGGCAGUUGAAGCAGCUGCUGCAGCUUGAUGGUAGAAUUGACAUUUGGUAGUUGUCAUAGAGGGCAUGCACUUGUGUCUCCAUUUCCGGCCUGUUGUAGUCAUUUUUUGCUGCACUCCCUUCCUUGAUCUGUGAAAAUUCAUGAAAAGUGAAUGGGGAGGUUCUGAGGAUUAAAACUCUACGUGUAUGUAACUUGUUUCAUCUGAGUCAUAUUCACCCUCUUUUGAGUUCUUUCAGUUGGCGCAAUUUAGGGGCUUGGCAGAGAUCAGAGAGUCUGGUCAUGUAUUGGUAGGAAGAAGAACCAUCACAAGCAAUCAUUAGUAACUAAAUCCGAGGGUAUGCAAUGUGAAAGGGAUAGUUUUAAAUAGAAGGAUCUAAUAUUGGAGCAUAUAAUAUCUCUGUUUUAUUCAUCUCCAGGCGACUCAACAAAGACGUAGAUUGGAUGGCAAACAAAGCAGCAAGAAGAACGUUACCUCAUGAAUGGAUUACUAUCAGGGAUCUUAUUAUUCACGUCUGUAAUAAGUUUAGCUUGUAAAACAGUCUUUGAUGGGAUGGAGCUUCCUUGUUGGGGGGAAAAACGUGAAUGAUAAAUACUAGUGUUGGGAGGAAGAGGAACAAGGUGUAAUAAUUUCAUGAACUCUAAGGAACUUGGAAGUCUAAUUAUCAUAGUUAUGUCUAUUUUUAAAAAUACUAGAGAAAAUAGCUUGUUUCAGAAAGAAAAA
Messenger RNA from Linum tenue, 1436 nucleotides. The record is from the annotation of a GenBank genome assembly. NCBI's taxonomy places the organism in Eukaryota, Viridiplantae, Streptophyta, Magnoliopsida, Malpighiales, Linaceae.